Cercopithifilaria johnstoni is the source of this 1104-nucleotide messenger RNA. The record is from the annotation of a GenBank genome assembly. Lineage: Eukaryota; Metazoa; Nematoda; Chromadorea; Rhabditida; Onchocercidae.
AUGUCAUGUGUGUGGGAUUUUUUGAAACGACAUCGUGGCAAGAUUGUUGCUGGAGCAGUUGCGACUGGGGGGGCAUUUGUUGUUCAACAAGUUUGGCGAAAUUCUUCACUACAACUCAGUUCUAGAUGGAAUCGUGAUACAGAAUUUAGCCAAACUCAGUUGAAGGCUCGGUGGCAUUACAUUUACGAUACCCAUCAUCGAACAUGCGAUAUUUCAAUCUUGGACUUAUUGCCCGGCAUAACUAAACGAAUAUCGUUAUAUUUUGAUGUAGAAGCAUUGAUUGAGGACCUUAAAAAUAAUGAGGAACUCAGCAAGGAACAACGAAUUAUUCAGUGGCAAGAUAUUAAGGUAAAAGCAAUUGGACGAAUGGUUGCAGUUGCCUAUGCAUUCACCCUAAUCACUGUGACACUGAAAUGCCAGAUUUCAAUUUUAGCUGCUCAAGUUUGCUCACUGCUUACGGAAAAAGAUCACUGGUGGAAUCAAUAUUUACCCGAAAAUCUUAAAUUCAGCACUUCACUAAUACAACUAAUCGCUCCCCAAAAAUGCACUGUUGAUCCGUCCUCGCAACAGAUUUUCAUGAGAUGUUGCCAAUUUUUCAUAUCUACAGGUUUGGAUGAUUUAUUAAAAAGGAUCGAAGCUGUCAGCAAAGUACAAUUGGAAGAGUUAGAGCUGAAAACACCGGUAGAUGGAGAACAUCUAAAGGCGAUUUUGUUAAAUCUCAAGAGAAGAAUGGAUUUGUUAGACUGCCGACAUUUUUCAUAUCUCGUCGUGCCGAAAUAUGCAAAUAAGAAUGGCUUUGCGUUACCAAAUCUUGGUCAACUAGAUGCGCUCCUAAAACGUCUCGUAGAAAUGUUAGAAUCAACGAAAUGCAAGGAAGUAACAUCAUCGCUAGUCGAUUUCUUCUUUGAUGCCGUAGUGAACUUUGUAAAUCAACAUAGUACCAAUCAAGUGAUGCCCUUGGCAAGAAUACUACCUUUAAUUACGGAUAGUUUCCAUAUCUUAUCUCGAAGUGGUUUCGAUUCACCAAUACAAAAUAUUCUUUCUUCCACUGAAUUACACACACUUUCCAUGUAUGUUUUUUCACUUCCUCCUGUUAAAUUGUGA